Messenger RNA from Gopherus evgoodei (Goodes thornscrub tortoise), 4043 nucleotides. Its product is annotated as SLAIN motif-containing protein-like. The transcript is spliced from 10 exons. The record is from RefSeq and is a predicted model, not a curated record. Lineage: Eukaryota; Metazoa; Chordata; Testudines; Testudinidae. Gene Ontology annotation, cellular component: microtubule plus-end. The coding region runs from base 202 to 2094 and encodes 630 amino acids. Gene Ontology annotation, biological process: positive regulation of microtubule polymerization; cytoplasmic microtubule organization; microtubule nucleation.
GGGGGCGCACGCCGAGGAGGAGGCGGGGCGGGGCUCGAAUGCGCGCGCCGCAGCCUCCCCCUCCAGGAGCGAAAGAGGCUCCAACCGUAGCUGGGGAAAGGCGGCAGCGGCGCGAGCCUAGGACCGGCAGCGCAGCAGGUUGCACAGGAAAAAAUCAGAAGAUUUUUUGGAUGACUUCAUGAGGCUGUGUGUGUCUCGAAAAUGGUAGUUCCUGGGAGCGCUCCUGUCAUACAGCAGGACCAUGCCAUUGAACCUGACUUGGGGCGGGGCUCAACAGAGAAUUCCGCAAUGGGAUCUGAGACAGAACUAGGUACUGAUCAGGUGCACCCAGAGUUGGAGGAGGUACGAAAGCUGCAGGAACUAGUGAGAAGACUUGAGAUCCAGAAUCAGCAGCUGAGAACUAGGAGCCACAGAAAUGUGCUAGGGACAAAUACACAAACAAACACGGGUGUAAAUAAUCAUAACUCAGGGCUCAAUGGAAUGGAAAUUAACAAUAGCAUCAACACUAUAACAGAGAAGCAAGAAUUACAGAUAAUGGCAGAUGUACAUGACAAACUAAGUAAAAUAAGAAGAGAGGUGAAAGAGAGCGACUGCUUAAAAAAAGUUGUGGAUAUACAAAUGCAUUAUAGCCUCCCUAGUAUUACUGAGAAAGUGUCUCCCAACUCAAAAUAUAUGAAUGAUGCAGAAAUGCAGAAUGAUGUUAAUGUCAGCUGUUCUUCAAGUCUGGAUAGGAGUAGCAGCACAGAACUCGUGGAAGACUUAAUCACUAUAGGUAUUCAUCCAUCUGUAAAAAUGAGUGAACAGAAUCUAAAUGAAGAGAGUGGAGAUUUAGAAAGCUUCUUGAAUGAUACUGCUUUGGAUGAAGUGGAAGUGCUAGAACUUGGGAACUGCAGUGAUGAAGAGGACAGCUGGCUGUAUGUCUCUCCAAGAAAAUCUACUGCAGAUCAGAAACAGAGUCUCCUCUUAAAAUGGUGUCGACAAGUGUUGGAUAACCCAAGUGCUGAGACAGAAGUAGCCUGCCGAACCCUUAUAAAUAGACUUGACCAAGGUUACUUGAGCAUGCAUUCUGCACUGAGCUCUCAGUCCUCUGUAGAUAGUGAGCUGAGUACAUCUGAUGACUCCAUCUCCAUGGGAUACAAGCUGCAGGACUUGACUGAUGUCCAGGUUAUGGCACGCCUACAGGAGGAAAGUCUCCGCCAGGACUAUGCUUCAAGUUCUGCUUCAGUGUCCCGUCGCAGUUCCAGUGCUUCCCUUCACUCUCUGAGGAGAGGCACCUAUAGUGACCAGGAGUUUGAUACAUAUAGUCUGGAGGAUGAGGAUGAUUAUGAUUGUUCGCUAUCCUAUCGUAGUGCUCACAGGUACUCGCCAUCUCCUCUCAGCUCCCCCCGUUGCCAGUCUCCUUCUUCAGGUGCAGAUUACAGCAGGACAACAACCUCUCGAAUUCGACCCCCAAGGAGAGCUGUGCAGAGUCCAAUGCAAGACCCACUAAAAUACACAAAUAACGAAGAGGAAAUGCGCCACAGCAUGCCUAACCUGGCUAGGACAAGCCUUCGAUCACUGGAAUCUGUAAGAAGCAGUCGGAGUCUGGAAUCAGAUUUGCAGGUGCCCAGCAGCCGACUUUCCAGAAUUCAGCAACCAUCAACAAUCUUCACAGACAAGAUCAGCUCCCAAACUGCUGCACUGGGUAGCACAGUAUGGGGAGGAGGUCUGACUCCCAGUAAACUCAGAUAUUCCUCUAGUGCUGGCCAGUCUCCCUUAACGGUCCGACAGCCAAUGAAAGCAGGGUCAUGCACAAACUCUCUGUUGACACCAAGGCAGCCACUAAAAGCUUCCAGUUACACCACUCCUGCAAGUGGAGUCCGAAAGCCACAGUCUUCAACUCUCAGUCCAGGAUCUUCUAGUAGCAGUUCUUCUACUACAAGAAGCAAUAGUAUGGCCACCGGAGCCAAAAAUUCACCUGUUAAAGCACGAACAUCUGUUGGAGGAACUUCUACUCCGAAGAGCAAGCUGAUACAGCCAUCCAAGAGAUUUCUUCAGUCAGCGAAGACCAGUCAGACAACUGCUGAUGAUUCCUGGAAGGAUGGGUGUUACUAAGCCAACUCAAAGAAGCUGAUAAACUGUCAAACAUCUGUAUGAAGCAUACCCCCAGCUGGCUGGGCAUGAGAACAUUAUUUUAAAAUAUGCCUUGCCCCAGACUUAUCACAUAGGACUGUUUCCCUAUCUUUUGAAUGCAAAUUACCCCCUUCCCUUCAUUUAUUUUGCAAAGAGUUUGGUCUCUUACUAGUAGAAAUAGACAGCUUUUUCUUUACUGUAUUCCUACUGUUCAGAAUAUACUACUGAAGUCUGAAAAACAUCAGAUGAAGACUGGUUGACGCUGACCUGUGUAUCUCUAGUACAACUAUCUACUAGAUCAGCAGUGUGUUGUUGGAAGAGAUGUUGACUUAGAUACAAUAUGAUCUGUUCAUGGGAAAAUGUGCUUGGAAGGGCAUAGGUGGUAAUGUCUGUGCCAUCAAGAAAUUUUAACCCACUGUGCUUCCUUGUUGCUAAGCAGUGGUUUGGAGAUUAGAAAAAUAGUUGUAUAGAUGUUAGAAAAUGAGGUUUGAUUGUGUUUUUUAAAUUCACCUGGUGUAAUUAACUUUUGCCUGAAGUUCAAAGUUUUUUUUUACUUGUUCCUGUAUAGAAUGUUUCUUCUCUGCAACUUUCUAUUAAUGUUUGUUCUAGAAGAUGAAGCAGCUUUUUAUAACUUAGUACAGUUCAAAAAGACAUUUGUAUUAGUGUGCGCAUCACCACAUGUAAGUUCACAAAUGAAGGAGUAGUACACAAUAUUUGUGUGGGUUUAUGAACAGGCAGUCACACUUCAGUAGUUGCUACUUAAAAACUAUCAAAUUUCAGUAUUUGCUGUGUUCCAUAACUUCUCUAGGAAAUACCAAACCUUGGUAAGCUGAACUACUACAGGUGAGUCUGGAUCUGAAUGGCCUCCCGUUGUAUACUGGAGAGAAGCUAUUGCACCUGAAGUGAUUCCCUCCAUGAUCUACUUUACCCAUUCAGUAACAAUUGCCCUUUUACUGGUUUUGUAUAAAAAAAACUUUUCUACUGCCAUUUUUUCAUACGAAGGAAUCUGUUCAAAAUGAGUCCCCAUCCUCGGCAAACUAUGGAGGCCACUGAUUCAAUCAUAUUUUCUGAAAUAUGUACUGGUAAUAGAACUCAGUGAUGUUCUCCCUGCCAUCAAUGUGAUUUGAUAGUGUAGUUUAAUAAAAAAUGUUAAGUUGCUGAAACUAGAUAUGCCUUUAACUACUGAACUUUGUGGUAAUAUUUUUAUAAAAAAACUUAAUGGGCAGAGGGACAAAAUAUUCACUUUUAGAUCUCAGUACUUACUUUCAGAAACAUGUAGGUUUACCACUACAGAACACUUCUUCUGUUUAUUAUUUGCAUUACAGGCUUUUGAGUAAUUACAUAUAGGUAGAUUAAAAUUGAUGCUACAUUUACACACACUCUGGAGCCUCAAAUCAAUUGGAAUGUGAUUUUAGAAAACUUUAAAGAAACACAGGUCCAGGUUCUUUGCAAAGGAAAAGUUAACAAAAUGAGGGCCUGGAAUCAUUCUCUCCUACUGUUUCUGCAGGAAUCAACCCUAAUGGCAGAGCGUGAUGACUAUGAUAAACUUCAGAAGCAUAUAGCUUCCAAGGCCAGAAGGGAUCAUUAUGAUAAUCUUAUUGCCUGUGUUUACAGGUUGUCAGGUUAGAACACUUCCAAAAUAAUUCUGAGAGUACAGCUUUAGAGAAACACCCACUCUUAAUUUUAAACAUCCAUGACACUUGGUUAAUUGCAUUCACUGUUAAAUGUGCACAUUAGUUCCAGUCCAAAUUUGCCUAGCUUCAAUUUCCAGACAUUGGAUGGUUAUACAUUUCUCUGCUAGAUGGAAGAGCCUUAAAUAUUUUUUCCCCCUGUAAAUAUUUGUACACUAAUCAGAUCACUAUUUAACCUUUUCUUUGUUAAACUGUAUGGAGCUCAGUCACUAUAAAACAGCUUUUGUAAUCCUUCAGUCA